Messenger RNA from Puntigrus tetrazona (Sumatra barb), 3094 nucleotides. RefSeq lists its product as uncharacterized. Gene Ontology annotation, biological process: cell-matrix adhesion. The transcript is spliced from 26 exons. The record is from RefSeq and is a predicted model, not a curated record. The coding region runs from base 219 to 2681 and encodes 820 amino acids. Lineage: Eukaryota; Metazoa; Chordata; Actinopteri; Cypriniformes; Cyprinidae.
CUGGUGUUCAUGUCAGUCCUGUCUCUGAGUUAGGUGUCUUUGAUCAGUCUUAACAUUGCGAAGUCAAUAUAAAAAUAUUUUAACAGCCAGGGCACAAACAGCAAAUGUAGCAGAUUUCACCGCACUGGAAAGCACCACAUCGCCAGCAGAAAGAACCAUAGGAGUUCGAACGACGCCAACUUCAUUUUCAAACCUAACACAGAGUGAAAACAUUCUGGAUGUUUUGCAGAAAAAGGACACCUGCAUGCGGGUUUAUCUCUGACUUCACCAUCAUGAGACUUUCUCUGGCUUCACAGCAUCUUCUGGUGCUGCUGUCAGUCCUGUCACUCACAAGCCCUUCAUCGACGACCACCACAGAUCCAUCAGUCAAUGCAACGACAGCUGAACAGCCAUGGACAGCAAGCCCUUCAUCGACGACCACCACAGAUACUUCAGUGAAUGCAACGACAGCUGAACAGCCGUUGACGGCAAGCCCUUCAUCAACGACGACCACCACAGAUACUUCAGCCAAUACAACAACUGCAAACCCAUGGACAGCGCCAGCAAUAUUUUAUCCGUUCGGCUCGGCGGCAGGAGACACUCAACAUGUUGAGACUGGUGGAGAAAGCUACUAUUCCGUUGGCCUUUCAACUCCGUUUAAGUUCUUUGGCCGAACAUACAGCAACAUAUAUGUUAAUUAUAAUGGACUCCUUACGUUCAACGUACCUUCAACGUCAGGAUCAUACAAUCCCACCAGAGGAGCUGAAGAUUUCAUCGCUGCGCUCUGGAAUGACUUUGAUGACUAUUACAGCGGUGUGUUCUUGUAUCAGCAGUACACUAACGGAAGCGUCCUCGCUCGCGCCACUCAGGAUAUCAAACAGCAUUUCCCUUCAGUGACCUUCACUGCUUCUUGGGUCUUUGCCGUCACUUGGAUGUAUGGCCUUCAGCCAAACCCGGCAAUCCUGUUUCAAGUGGUUUUAAUUUCAGGUAGUGGUCAGUCUUACUUUCUGAUGAAUUAUGGUGACUGCACUGUGUUAUAUAAUCAAGUGGAGGCUGGAUACGACACAAUAAACUCCAUAAGUCAUUUUGUAAUUCCUGAUUCGACUAACGGCAAUUACCGAAACCUGAAGAACACGACUAACGUAAAUGUUCCUGGUCGUUGGGCAUUUAAUGCAUGGGCAGCGCCAGCGAUAUUCUAUCUAUUCGGCUCAGCUGCAGGAGACACAGAAUAUUCUCUUACUUCUGAUGAAGGCUAUAUAUCGGCUCCCUUCUCCAUUCCGUAUAUAUUCUUUGGCCACACGUACAACAGCGUAUAUGUUCAUUAUAACGGACUCCUUACGUUCAACCAACCUCAACCAGCAUCUGGACCUAACUACAAUCCCACCAGAGGAGCUGAAGAUUUCAUCGCUCCGCUCUGGAGUGAUCUUGAUGACUAUUUCAGCUGCUUGUUCUCGUAUCAGCAGUACACUAACGGAAGCGUCCUCGCUCGCGCCACUCAGGAUAUCAACCAGUAUUUUCCUCAGAUGAACUUCAACGCUUCUUGGGUCUUUGUUGCAACUUGGAAAUACGGACCUCAGCAAAACCCUGCAAUCCUGUUUCAAGUGGUCUUGAUUUCAGAUGGCAAUCUUUCUUUCUUUAUGAUCAAUUAUGGUGACUGUGCUGUGAUUUAUGAACAAAUAGAGGCUGGAUACGACACAAUAAACUCCAUAAGUCGUUUUGUAAUUCCUGAUUCAACUAACGGCAAUUACCGAAACCUGAAGAACACGACUAACGUAAAUGUUCCUGGCUGUUGGGCAUUUAUUUCCAACAGUGAAUCAGUACCUGCCACAACGACCACCACAGUCAGCACGACAACAACUGCGCAGCCGUGGACAGCACCAGCAAUUUUUUAUCCAUUUGGCCCAACGGCGAGAGAUGCCGAACGGCUUAUUUCUAGUGAUGAAGCCUAUGAAUACGUUGCCUUAUCCACUCCGUAUACAUUCUUUGGCCGCACAUACAACAGCUUAUAUGUUCAUUAUAAUGGACUCAUUACGUUCAACCAACCUCAGCCAGCAUCUGGACCAUACUACUAUGUUGCGAGAGGAGCCGAAGAUUUCAUCGCUCCGCUCUGGAGUGAUCUUGAUGACUUGGGUUGGACGGGCAAGUACUGGUAUCAGCAGUACACUAGUGGAAGCGUCCUCACUCGCGCCACUCAGGAUAUCAACCAGUACUUUCCUCAGACGAACUUCAAUGCCUCUUGGGUCUUUGUUGUCACUUGGGACUUUGUCGCGACGUCGGAUAUGAAUUCAUUUAUUCGUCACUUAGCCCAGGCAAUCACGUUUCAGGGCGUUUUAAUUUCAGAUGGCAGUCUGUCUUUCUUUCUGAUAAAUUAUGGUGACUGCGCGGUGAUUUAUGAUCAAGUGGAGGCCGGAUACGACACAAUAGGCUCCUUAUACAACUUUGUAAUUCCCGGUUCAAAUACUGGCUAUUACGCCCCAAACCUGAAAAACACGAGCAACGUAAACGUUCCUGGUCGUUGGGCCUUCAUGGCUGGAACGGAAAAUGUCGUUGGACUGCAAGUGAGACUUCGAUCAUUUUCAGACCUAACACAGGAAGGGAACGUUGAGGCUGUUUUGCAGCAAAUAAACGAAAUGCUGGUCAGCCGCGGACUGCCAAGUAGUGUCAAGAUGACGUUAAGAAAAGUCACGAAGACACAGCCGUAACGCCAGCCUCACGUUGUCGCCAUUUCUAAAGAUCUGUCACUUCACAGGACAAUUUUGUAUUUUUUCACUGUUUAACACUCAAUGAUGCACAAAAAGUUUAUUUUCUGUCUAUUAAGUGUGAAUAAUCUUUGAUCCACUCUUUUCUCAUCACACUUUUGUAUUAUCAGAACUCUAAUCAGACUGCUCUGUAAUAUGUGAAUGAAAUUCAACCUGUUCCUCCGCUUCUCCAUUUACUAGAAGCACAGCUUAUGUAAGAUAACUAAUAUUUGACCUAACUGUGAACCCCUUGCUUUCACAUAGUCUCUUUUUUAAAUUGCAAAACGUAAAUGUAAAUCAUUUUUAAGCAUCUUUGUAAAAGAGGUUGUCUUUAACAAUAAAAGAGGCUUUACACCGCAUAAGCCAAUCAGCUGCAA